AUUAUUAUAUUGUAUUAACAAUAAUAUAAACAGAUAUUCCGUCGAUAUUCUGCACACGGCUACCAGGAGCGGAUGUCGUCGGAGGCAAAAUCCGUUCUAGCCAUGCUAUCUAUACUUCUUCUUUUGUUUUGCGCGGUUGUCAGCGUCUUGUCAAACCCAGCUAUAAGCCUGUACCAAUGUAAGACUGACGAUGACGUUUGCGCGACCAAAGCUGUAAAUUUGGCGUACCCUUUAAUUCUGGAAGCCAAUGAAGAAAUAGGAGCUGAAUCCAUUGAUCCCUUAUUUCAACCAGAAAUUGAGGGCAAUCUCUCCAUUUUGAAGUUUAAACUCUUCAAUACGACUGUAACAGGAUUCAAAACAUGCAGUGCCGAGAAUGCUAAAUACAAUGAUGAGCAACAAACUUUGCGUAUUGACAUUGUAUGCGGCGCAUUCACUUUGAGCGGUUCUUAUGAUAUCAACGGCCAACUUAUCGUACUGCCGGUCCAAGGAAAUGGAGAUUAUGUCCUCACAACAAAAAAAUACCGUCUGAUCAUUGACUUGGAACUGAAAACAAUAACCGGCAAAGAUGGCAAGACCUAUAGAACUGUCAAAAACUUCAAAAUGGAGGCAGACCCCUUGGAACCUGUUAAUUACGAUUUUAGGAACCUCUUUAAUGGACAGAAAGAUCUGGCCGAUACAGUUCUGAAGUUCGCAAAUGAAAACUGGAGGGAAGUCGCACAUGAAGUGCAGUUACCUGUUUUUGUUGCGAACAUAAAGAAAAUGGUCAAAAACGCCAACAAGUAUUUGAAGACGAUACCAAUCGAAGAAUACACGCAACAGUAAUGUCAUUUCAUAUACAUUUGUUCGGAAGAAUUGGUAAAACAACGUAUGGCCAGCUGACUAAAGAACCUAUUUAAAUUAAUUAUUUCAUCAUGUAUUAAGUAUUGUAAGCUUAGUAUCAUAAUAAAGUGGCCACAAAAAUA
Messenger RNA from Spodoptera frugiperda (fall armyworm), 962 nucleotides. RefSeq names its product circadian clock-controlled protein daywake-like. The transcript has 5 exons. The record is from RefSeq and is a predicted model, not a curated record. The coding region runs from base 73 to 822 and encodes 249 amino acids. Lineage: Eukaryota; Metazoa; Arthropoda; Insecta; Lepidoptera; Noctuidae.